GUGGAAAAUUUUUCGAGUUUUCUGCUGUUACAUGACAUUAAAAGAUUCAAAGUAUCUGGUUUGUGAAGUUUUAGUUUUUGGUAGAAGUGAUUCAUACUGUUGUGACAACAAGUAAUAACAGUUUUAUUGAACAUGAGUGGAGGAGUUUAUGGAGGAGACGAAGUUGGAGCUCUCGUUUUUGACAUCGGUCAUUAUGCAUUACGAGCCGGGUAUGCUGGAGAGGACUCUCCCAAAGCUCAAAUCCCUUCUGUAGUAGGGGUACUAGAACAGGCUGCGUCUGUUGAAAUGAUGGAUGUAGAUCGAAUUAAGGAAGCAGCACCAGCUUCUGAAAAGAAAUACUUUAUCGACACAGUUGCACUAAACGUUGCCAAGCAAGGCAGACGAAAUUUGGAAAUUGUUGGCUACCUCAAGGAUGGUAUGAUUGAAGAUUGGGAUGUUUUUGAAAAAAUCCUUGACUACACAUAUGCCAAGUGCAUCAAGUCUGAAUCUGAAUUUCAUCCAGUUCUUAUGUCUGAAGCACCGUGGAACACCAGAGCAAAACGAGAAAAAUUAACAGAAAUUAUGUUUGAAAAAUACAAUGUACCAGCAUUUUAUCUUGUGAAAAAUGCAGUUUUAGCUGCAUUUGCUAAUGGAAGAAGCACAGGAAUUGUUGUUGAUAGUGGUUCCACCCAUACAUCAGCUGUUCCAGUCUAUGAUGGAUAUGUCCUCUCUCAAGGAAUUGUUAAGUCUCCACUUGGAGGUGAUUUCCUCACAAUGCAAUGUAAACAACUUCUUGACAGCAAAGACAUAGAAGUGAUACCUCCUUAUAUGAUUGCUGCCAAAGAAGCUGUCAAAGAUUUCGAAAAGCCUAAAUGGACGCGCAAAAGUAAUUUACCAGAAGUCACUAAGUCAUGGCACAAUUACAUGAUGAAGGAAGUUAUAAGAGAUUUUCAAUCCAGUGUACUUCAAGUUGCCGAUGCACCGUAUGAUGAAGAUACGGUUUCAUCGAUCCCGAUGGUCCAUUACGAAUUUCCGAACGGAUAUCACCAGGAUUUCGGCUGCGAACGUUUUAAAAUACCUGAAGCUUUAUUUGAUCCUAGUUCAAUCAAAGGCGUUGGUAACACAAUGCUUGGAGUAGGUCAUGUGGUCACUACUAGUGUCGGCAUGUGCGACAUCGACCUUAGACCGAGCUUGUAUGGAAACGUUAUUGUCACAGGUGGAAAUUCUUUGUUAUUAGGAUUUUCUGAUCGGCUAAACAGAGACUUAUCAGCCAAAACACCACAGAGCAUGAGGCUAAAAAUUAUUAGCGCCAGCGGAUCCGGCGAGCGUAGGUUUGGCGCGUGGAUCGGCGGCUCAAUAUUGGCCUCUUUGGGAUCCUUUCAACAAAUGUGGAUCUCUAAACAAGAAUACGAAGAGGGCGGCAAGACACAAGUGGAGCGUAAAUGUCCCUGAAAUUAGCAGCGUGGUCAUUAUCUGCUGUAUUUGGAGUACACAAACAUGCCCCUUCCCACUGUGUAACUCAUAAUUCAUGAUUAAAUGUAGCCUCACGGAUACGUUGGCAGUCGAUCGCAUGUCGCUAUGAUCUAUCAUCAUAUAAAUUAACAUUUUUCAACAA
Messenger RNA from Daphnia carinata, 1594 nucleotides. It is a transcript of the gene Bap55, whose product is annotated as actin-like protein 6B. Gene Ontology annotation, cellular component: SWI/SNF complex; NuA4 histone acetyltransferase complex. The record is from RefSeq and is a predicted model, not a curated record. The transcript is spliced from 9 exons. Gene Ontology annotation, molecular function: chromatin binding. Bases 133 to 1431 code for a protein of 432 amino acids. Gene Ontology annotation, biological process: regulation of transcription by RNA polymerase II; nervous system development. NCBI's taxonomy places the organism in Eukaryota, Metazoa, Arthropoda, Branchiopoda, Diplostraca, Daphniidae.